AUGCCAGUCAGCAAGAAGCAAAACACAGGAAGCUCCAAAAGUGGUCAAACAACUCUUGAGAAAUUGAGGGAAACAGGGACCACCAUUGUCGCCGAUACAGGUGACUUUGAGAUGAUAAGCCAGUAUAAACCCCAGGAUUCGACUACAAACCCAACUUUGAUUUUGAAGGCCAGUGAGAAAGAGGCUUACACUGAGUUGGUCGAUUCUGUUAUUGAAAAAUAUGUCACUGCUAAAAAGAUUAAGACUGAAUCUGAUGUCACGCCAGAAGUGUGUGAAGCAAUUUUUGACAGAAUAUUAGUGGCUUUUGGAGAACAGAUUUUGAAGAUUGUACCGGGAAGAGUAUCUACUGAAGUAGAUGCCAAAUACUCGUUUGAUAAGGAAGGUAGUAUCAAUAAGGCUAAGGAAAUUAUCAAACUAUAUGAAGAUGAUGGUAUCUCCAAAGAAAGGGUUUUGAUUAAACUAUCUUCCACUUGGGAAGGUAUCCAAGCAGCAAAGGUCUUAGAGAAGGAGUAUGGUAUUCAUGUCAACUGUACCUUGUUAUUCUCAUUCCCACAGGCAGUGGCUGCUGCAGAGGCAGGAGUUUCAUUGAUUUCCCCAUUUGUAGGUAGAAUCAUGGAUUGGUAUAAAAACACUUACAAUAAAACCUAUACAGCUGAAGAUGACCCAGGUGUUCACUCUGUAAGAAGGAUCUACAAUUAUUAUAAAAAACAUGGCUAUAAGACAAUUGUCAUGGGAGCUUCAUUUAGAACUGUUGAUGAGUUGAAGGCUUUGGGUGGUAUUGAUUUCUUAACAAUCUCUUUGAAGUUAUUAGAUGAGCUUAAUAACAGUACGGAAGAUGUAACUAGAUCAUUGGAUCCAGAAACAGCUAAAAAGGAAGGUGAAGAUAAAACAUCAUUUAUAAAUGAUGAAUCUAAAUUCCGUUUUGAGUUAAAUGAAGAUGCAAUGACUACUGAAAAAUUAGCAGAAGGUAUCAGAAACUUUGCCAAAGACGCUCAGACCUUACAUGGAAUUAUUAAAGAUAAAAUCAUCUCGAAGCACAUCAAUAAAUAA
This is a messenger RNA of Tetrapisispora phaffii CBS 4417, 1050 nucleotides long. RefSeq names its product transaldolase. Gene Ontology annotation, biological process: carbohydrate metabolic process; pentose-phosphate shunt, non-oxidative branch; pentose-phosphate shunt. The transcript has a single exon. Gene Ontology annotation, cellular component: cytoplasm; intracellular anatomical structure. The record is from RefSeq and is a predicted model, not a curated record. Gene Ontology annotation, molecular function: transaldolase activity. Bases 1 to 1050 code for a protein of 349 amino acids. NCBI's taxonomy places the organism in Eukaryota, Fungi, Ascomycota, Saccharomycetes, Saccharomycetales, Saccharomycetaceae.